This is a messenger RNA of Acipenser ruthenus (sterlet), 3885 nucleotides long. RefSeq names its product LETM1 domain-containing protein LETM2, mitochondrial. Gene Ontology annotation, cellular component: mitochondrial inner membrane. Bases 637 to 2070 code for a protein of 477 amino acids. Gene Ontology annotation, molecular function: ribosome binding. The record is from RefSeq and is a predicted model, not a curated record. NCBI's taxonomy places the organism in Eukaryota, Metazoa, Chordata, Actinopteri, Acipenseriformes, Acipenseridae. The transcript has 11 exons. Gene Ontology annotation, biological process: intracellular monoatomic cation homeostasis.
CGCCUCCUGUCUCCUCGUUUACAACUCAGUGGCUUUGACUUGCUUACAUCAGCGAAUUUGAGGCACUGCUAUUGGAGGGCGAUUUUUUUCCACCGUCCUCGUACGUCUCCUGAUCUGCGCGUCAGUUUGACCGGGAAUAACCUCCCUAAUCAGCGGGGCUCAUCAGGUCUGCAGCUGCAGGGGAAGGAGGGUGUCAGUUACCACCAGCAGGACCGUGUUCAACUGCGAUCGAUGGGCUUGUUUUGUGUUUGUUCCGUAUGCACACCGAUUUAUCAGUUAAACCCUACCGAAUGGAACACGCUGUUUUCAUCUUUGUUCAAAUCUACAAAAUCCUUUAUAGAAACUCGACAAUUCGCGUGGACUCAAUUCCACGCAGAGCCUUUGCUUUGGCUGCCCAAGAAAUUAUCUGUCUGAUGUGAUGGAUCAAGUCAGAUUGAGGAUUUUUCGCUGCUGCUUUUUCAGUUUUCGUCUGGAUUAUUAAUUGUAUGCACUUUCAAAAAACGGAACCUUUCUCGAAGCUAUUGUUGGCCUUGUAUUUACACAGCUAAAAAGUUACACUUGUCGCUGCUGAAUUGUUUACAAUACACUCAAACUAUCCAGUCCAGGCCUUGACGCCGGGUGAACUCCAAAAAGACAAUGGCAGCUUUUGGUUCCAAUGUGCUCUUGUCUGCGACAAGAUCCAGGGGAUCAUACCUCCUUACCCAGAGACACCAUUGCCCAUAUUUCCCUUCCACGGCAGCACUCCACUACCACCACGAACACUCAAAUAGGACUUUUUCUGUAACUAAAAGGAAUCUCAAAUCUCCAUACAUUCAUAGCGCUCUGCCUCACUUACGGACUAGUUACUUAUCCUCUCGUGCACUGCACGGGUCGUGCUGCUGGCGUCAAGAAGCGAAACCGGCAGGGCCUAGUGAUAACAGUACUGUAAAGGAGGACCCAGCUCCUGCCCCGGCGCCCGAGAAAGCUGUGGUGAAAAAGUCAUUGAGACAGAAAGUAGUGGACGAAAUUAAACAUUACUAUAAUGGAUUUCGGCUGCUGGGGAUCGAUACCAAGGUCGCUGCCAGGAUGGGCUGGAGGUUAUUGCAUGGGCAGCAGCUCACCAGAAGGGAGAGGAGAAGGCUGCUGAGGACCUGUGCAGAUCUUUUCCGUCUUGUCCCGUUCACAGUCUUCAUCAUCGUCCCUUUUAUGGAGUUCCUGCUGCCUGUGUUUCUCAAGCUUUUCCCAGAGAUGCUGCCUUCGACCUUUGAGACGCAAUCAAAGAAGGAAGAGAAACAGAAGAUACAGCUGGCCGCCAAACUGGAACUGGCCAAGUUUCUCCACGAAACCAUUGCAGAGAUGGCCAGGAGGAACAAAGCCCAAACGGCUGAAACGCAAAAGUUUUCAACUUACGUACAGAAGGUUCGACACUCAGGGGAACAGCCUGCCACCCAGGACAUUGUGAGUUUCUCCAAACUCUUUGAGGACGAGCUGACCUUGGAGCACCUAGAGCGCCCCCAGCUGGUUGUGCUGUGUAAACUGCUGGAGCUGCAGCCCAUCGGCACAAACAACCUGCUGAGAUUCCAGCUCCUCUUGAAGCUGCGCAAUAUCAAAUCCGACGACGAGAUGAUCGCUCAGGAAGGUGUGAAUUCUAUGAGUGUGGCAGAGCUCCAGACGGCCUGCAGGAUCCGUGGGAUGAGAUCACUGGGCGUGACGGAAGACCAGCUCCGGCAACAGCUCAAACAGUGGUUGGAGCUCCAUCUGAAGGAGAACGUGCCUCCCUCUCUUCUGCUGCUCUCUCGUGCCAUGUAUCUGACAGAUGUCUUGCCAGCCCCUGCCGUCAUCCCAACACUGCCAAAACUGGAAUCCAUUCAACUUGCUAUAACUCUGGAAGCCCCAGUCAAAGACAAAACAAAGGCACCUGAAAUCCUGGUUGACCCAGCCCCACUAAUUAAGGGUAUCAAGGGAGAGGAACUGUUGGAAAAACCCACUGAGACUUCAAAAGAGCCUUUAAAACCUGAAGUUGUAACUCUUGCCAAAGCUGUGGAAGAAUCACAAAAAAGCACAAAAAAAGUCAGUGCUAAUGGAAUUUGAAGGCAGGAUGCAUGUUCGUUAAUUGGCCUAUUGGAUGAAAUUAUGGAAAGAAACAAAAUGAAUAAAUAGUAUUUUAUAGAAAAUCUCUUCCCCAGGGUGCUUUUAUGAGUGUUUUGAGUAUACAGUAAAUUUUCCAGUUUCGUUCGGAAAGAAUGCUUGGAGGUUUACUGCUUGGCAGCUUUUUUUUUUAUUAUUUAUUUUUUUCCUGUUUGCAACCGUCCAAAACUAGUAACUGAACUGUUCUGUUUAAAACUGUUUUAUAUAAUUUGAAAAUGAAACCUGGUGCGUAAUCAGUUUUUUUUUAAAGUGCCUAAAGUAAUAGUGGAAUUCUAAAACCAUAUCCACAAUGUAUCUAUGUUGAUAACCGCUAAAAUCAGUUAAGUUCAGGAUCUAUUCAAUUGAUCUGAAAUGUGGCAGGUCCAAAUACCACCGUAAUUUAAAUUGUUAAAAAAAAAAAUCAUGAUCUCUAACAGUGUGUGUGAGACUCUCUUUUAUUUUUUAUAAGUAACUCACUUUGGUUGUAUGAUGUUUAAACAGUGCCAAGAAUUAGAUCUUCCAUUGUUUAGAUCAUUGCAACACUCUGGAUUUCUAGCCACGUGUGAGGGCUGUAUUUGAAAACCUUUUUUUCCCAAUGAAAGAACGCUAGCUAUGUGAAAAUGGCUUCUGAUUAUACCCCAGACUUCAAGAUCCUACUCUGAUGUAGCUGCACUAACAUAUAUGUAUAUUUUGUAAAUUAUAGUGAAACUAUAUAAAUGAAUUAUCCUAAAGCAUAAGCACUGUGUUCUGCAGCCAAGUGUCUACAUACCUCCUACUAAAAAACAACAAAACUCCUGUAACUGUAUCUCAUGACUCCUAAAUGUAUAGUGAAACAGGAAGAUCAAUCAAUCUAUUUUAUAUAGCGCCUUUCAUAGUGGACCACUAUCACAAAGCGCUUUACAAGAUGCUCUAAAGUGCUUUGUCAUUUGUAUAGUUGAUGGGGUUAAAUGUCAUCCCUUUUAGAAUCUUCAAAUGUAAAGGGUAAAGUCUGUUUUAUAUAAAUUAUAUAAACAUGGAGAUAUGUCCGUCAUUUCCCUUGUCCUCGAUGAGCUUUACUUGUUUCUGUUUUCUUGAAUUUAAUCUCUAAAGAGAACUGUUCAAACAGUCGAGACGGAAAACACUUUUGUUAGGGGUGUAUAUGGUUGAUCUAAAUACUGUACAUCUGAGAAAGUAGCUUCAAAUUACAUUGUAUCCUGUUACGAUGCUUGGAAUCAUAGACUGGUUCUUAUUGCAGUUACACAAGUAUUCUGUAGUUAUUUAGAAGGUGCUGUGAUAAUGAGUUCAGGAGCUGCUCUUGCGGUCCAGUUACUAUAGGCAUAUGUAUUGUAAGCUUGAUCAGUCGAAGUGUCUUUAUAUUACUAAGAGUCAGCACCUCCAAGUGUAAAGCAGUGUAUUGCCAGCAAAACAAAAGGACAUUUUUAUAGUUUAUCUAUGGCAGGUAACUAGAACUCAAGAGCAGCUUCUGGACUUCUGUGAAAGGACCUAACACUGACUUGUCCAAUGGUAUUGUAAUAAGAACUGCUCAGUCAUUGCAAAACAACAAAAGAACACCUAAGUAAAUGAAAUUGAAAUCUGCUUGCCUAAUGAAUUGGUCCUCCAUGGUAUUCUACAGAAGUACACCAAAGAUUGACCUAUGUACUGUUAAGAUGUUUUUCAUAUUUUUGGUGCACAUGUUUGUUGACAGUUGUGUGCAAAUAUAUUUACAGAAUAUUUGUCUUCAUUUACUUUUGUACAUUAUAUAUAGUGAAUAUGAAUAUCAAAUAGGAUAACAAAAAUAUU